Messenger RNA from Caretta caretta (loggerhead turtle), 1164 nucleotides. The record is from RefSeq and is a predicted model, not a curated record. NCBI's taxonomy places the organism in Eukaryota, Metazoa, Chordata, Testudines, Cheloniidae.
AUGGGGCGUGUGGCGGCCUGGGUGGGUCAAACCCCGCCCCCCCUUGUUCCUCCCCCCCCGCGUUUUGGGGUCCACGUGGGCCCCUGACAGCGGGGCAGAGACCCGGGGGCGAUGGAUGCGCUCAAGGGGCAGGUCCUGACCACCAAGGAGACCACUUUGAUCACAGUCUCCAAGGAGGACAAGAACAGGGGUAAUGCACCCAGCGGCUACUUAUCCAGGGCCAGCAGCAAUGCAGGGCUGACCCAGCUGGAGACGGAGGCCUUCGAGACAAAUGGGAUGAUCCAGGCGAUGCUCCCAGAUUCCCAGAAGAUCCUGACAAAUGAGCUGGAGAUCAUCAAAAGCCAACUCCAUGCCCAGGCAAAGGCCUUCGAAGCCCUGAGCCACUCGGUCUCCCUGCUGGAGCAGGAGAGCAGCCUGCAGCAGCGAAAGAUCCAGCAGCUGGAAGAGGAGUUGAGCCGAGCCUGCGGCCCAGCCCAGGGGGAGAUGUUUGAGCGACUGGUGGAUGGGAAGAUCCUGGAGGUCUGGGCUGCCAUGGCCAAGGAGGUGGAAGGGCUGCAGGAGUCUCUGCUGGAGCGCCCCGACCACCGCAUGAUCCAGAGGGGGGACUCGCUGGAGAACCUGUCCUUGGAGAUCCUGGAGAGCAAGAAAUUCCUCUGGGAGGAGCUGGAGUCAGUGCAAGAGGAUCAGGAGGACGAUAUAACCAAGAACCUCGUCAGCAUAAAGAAAAUGCACGAGAAUCAAGUGAAAUGCAGGAAGAUCCUGUCGCAGCUGAAGGGCAAAGGGCCAGGCGCAGAGGCGGCCCUGGAGUGCGUGGGCAGAGGCAGAGAUAGCAGGCCGGUCAAAGAGGAGCUGAAUGAUAUAUGGUCGGCCGUCAACACCCUGCGGAAUUCCAUGGCCAGCUGCAGCCUCCGGGGCGACGGCCAGGCAGCAGUGAGGGUCACAGGCCGUCGGAGCCGUCGGCACCGCAUGGCCAUCUCGGCCAGCCCACCGGCCCCUGCCGCAGAGCCAGCCCUGUGCCUCUGCCAGGAGGAGAGCAGCUCAGACCACAGCUCCUGCGAGGGCUCCUGCCCCUAGGGGGGCCAUGCCGGCUGAAAGCAGAGAGUGCCAGGGACCUGCCAGGGGCCUGGCCUAUGGAUGAGACCGAAUUAAACAGCUGCUUAGGAG